GUUGCUUGCCCCUCCCCCCCCCCGCUGUCUCGAAUUUCGUCUACUCGGCGACUACUCAAACCGACAGCUUCCGUGGAUGUCCGCUGCUGGUGACGCUCAUCUCACGAGUCCGAGUCAUGUCAGCAGGACAAGCACAUCCUCAAGCUCUCUAAGGACGCAGGUACGAAGACACACAGUCGAGACCCCCAAAGGCCACGAUGCAAGCUGGGAAACGACUUGCUCCAAGCAGACCAAUUUCAAAGGCGUCACAUAAACGCCAGAAGCCAAGUCUUGAUGCUGACGAUUCUGAGACGAAUUUGGUUAAAGAGGUCCACGAGUGGUUCACGGAUCCAUUGAACGGAGGCUGGCUGAACCCUGAUGUUUACAUAACUCACAACAAGACGAGCGGCUUUCAUGUGCGAGCUUCUUGUAAACUCUCCUCUCCCACUGUCGCUGUCUGUCCUCUCAAGCUUACGCUUUCCUACCUCAAUCUCGACCACACUCGAGACCAUGUUCAUCAUGUUGAGAGUCCACUUCAGAAGUGCCUUGGCAAAUUGCCCAAUCAUGUGCUAUCGUACCUUGUCCUCAUCGAACAGCGCAGCCUGGAGAGACAUUCGCACUGGUUCCCGUACAUUGCCUGUCUGCCAUCUCCUGCAGAGAUGAACACUCCCGUCUGGUUCUCUGAAGAAGACCUGAAAUACCUCGAAGGCACUAAUCUUGUCCAAGCAACUUCUGAGAAGCACAUUCUCUGGCAGAAUGAGUGGAGGGAAGCACUGUCUACCCUGAAGGAAGCGGGAAUAAGCGUCCUGGAAAUCUCCAAAUAUGAUAUAGUUUCGUUCAAGUGGGCAGCGACAAUCAUGAGCUCCCGCUCGUUUGCAUCCAUGCGCGUUUUGCCCCACAUUGAGAACAACCCGAUACUGUUUCCCGUUGUAGACUUUCUUAAUCAUUGUAUGGAGGCCAAGGUCGAUUGGGAUUUUAGUCAGCAGAGUGCAUUUUCUCUCAACAUCCUCGACGAAAUCGAGGCUGGGGCAGAGAUUUUUAACAACUAUGACCCGAAAAGAAACGGAGAGCUGCUCUUAGGUUACGGCUUCUGCGUUCCAGGCAGCCUGGUCGACGCAUACGCCGUCAAGAUCCGCAUUCCAGAUGAAAUCCGCCCUUUACUGCAAGCAGAAGAGUGGUCACCAGACGAACUAGAGGAUGCUGAAGGUCAACCUCACUUCUUACUUGCUCGAGACUACCUAUAUCCACGCCAUGGUGGCAAUGGUCAGGUUGGCAACAUCCCACCCUUCCUUCGAGGCAUCCCCCCGUUCUUGACAGAUAUUACCUGGCUGCGGCUCAUGCAUGAACGAAAUAUCAAGCCCCGGUUAGAACUACAUCCCACACGUAAUGGAAGGAUACUAGUAGCUAUCAUUUACCGGCUCCUCGCUGCUAUGAAGACUCUAUGCGACAAAGUAUCAGGCUCCUAUGCGCUUCCUCCGCCACAAAACCCGAGGCAAGUGUUCGCAAAGAUGUAUAGCGACGGCCAAUUAAGGGUUGUUGAGUCUAUCCACAAAGAACUAAAUGCUGUAUUGUACAAGAACACGAUCAUGAAUGGAGACACAGUGGGUGGACCUAAAAUUAUCACUGUCAUGGAGGCCUUUUCUCAGCUCGAAGCCGACUUCCCCAUGCAGUACCAGGGUUUCAUAAAAGGCAUUUCGAAAUUUUGUCAGCUUGUCGCCGAGGAUUUUGAUGAAGUUGGGAAUAGCGACUGUGAAGACGAGAUGUGGAUGUAUACGCUCAUUUUCUUUUUCGCGAUCGCCUUUGAAUCUAAAACGACUCAGAAGUCAAAAAGUACCAUUGACAAGUGGAUCCAAGACCUUCUUACCUACUAUCCCUUAGCAGACUUAUCCUCCCCACCCAUCACCGAAGCCGCCAACGCUGUAAAUCAUCUUCAAUCAAGGCUCGAAUUCUCAAGCAAUUUCGACGACUGGAGUAAGCCUUGGGAGACUGUUGCGGCCCUCGACUCCCUAGGAAACCACGCAGAUCCCCCUAUAUCGCGGCUGAGAGAGAAGGUGAUUGUUUGGGCUGUGACGGUGGUGCAGGCUGAGGCUUUGAGGCUACCGGAUCAUGAAAGGCUGGAGGUGGAGAGGUAUUGCAUGUAUAUGCAUUGUAUCGGGGAGGAGGAAAAAUGGAUGCUUGAGGAUGUGACCGCAGAGGAGAUGCAGGAAUGAUGUUGUUCUGAGGACUGGGUGUGGAGGCAUAUUCUUAGGGCGGGUAAAGGCUUCGACAUUCACCCUUGGGGUAGAAUACUGCUAUCCUAUGACUUUCUCCUCGCGAUUUCGGUAAGAAUUAUGCGUGGCUAGGAUGAAGCUGCCAGUGUUCCGUGAUGUGCUUCCCACGAUCAGCUCGAGAGUGGAAAUGCUUGCUUUGUAGGGGCUAGCUGGAGAUUAGACUAGAC
This is a messenger RNA of Lindgomyces ingoldianus, 2416 nucleotides long. Its product is annotated as SET domain-containing protein. Gene Ontology annotation, molecular function: protein-lysine N-methyltransferase activity. Gene Ontology annotation, biological process: peptidyl-lysine monomethylation. The coding region runs from base 198 to 2189 and encodes 663 amino acids. NCBI's taxonomy places the organism in Eukaryota, Fungi, Ascomycota, Dothideomycetes, Pleosporales, Lindgomycetaceae. The record is from RefSeq and is a predicted model, not a curated record. Gene Ontology annotation, cellular component: nucleus. The transcript has 4 exons.